Messenger RNA from Anastrepha ludens (Mexican fruit fly), 3040 nucleotides. It is a transcript of the gene Vps16A, whose product is annotated as vacuolar protein sorting-associated protein 16 homolog. Bases 107 to 2632 code for a protein of 841 amino acids. Lineage: Eukaryota; Metazoa; Arthropoda; Insecta; Diptera; Tephritidae. The transcript is spliced from 12 exons. Gene Ontology annotation, cellular component: lysosomal membrane; endosome; HOPS complex. Gene Ontology annotation, biological process: endosomal transport; vacuole fusion, non-autophagic; intracellular protein transport. Gene Ontology annotation, molecular function: actin binding. The record is from RefSeq and is a predicted model, not a curated record.
UCGUAGCUACAGACAAAAAGUGCAUUUGUUAUUAUUUUACCAGAGGGAGUUUCUUGUAAUUUUUCGUCGUCUUCUUAUUAUAUACAUAUUUUAAGUAAAUUUCAAAAUGCCGAUCAUGUACAAUACUGGUGAUUGGUUCGUUCUACGUCCGGAUACGUACAGAAAAUUGGACCUUUUUACUCCGGACUGGCCGCUCGAUGUAGACCUGGAGUACAUGCAGUUGGUGGGCGCUCCGUUUGGCGGCCCAUUAGCCAUGAUGCGGGAUCCAAAACAAAUCGUACCAGUUAAGGGUAGUGUAAAACCAAUGAUACGCAUUUUCGACACGGCCGGUCUAGAGUUGGGCAAAAUCAUGUGGAAUCAUGGCAAGCUAAUUAAUAUGGGUUGGUCAGAUACUGAGGAGCUAAUAUGUGUACAGGAUGACGCGCUAGUUUUCAUUUACGAUAUGUUUGGCAACGAAAAAGAAUCAUACAGUAUGGGUCAGGAAGCUAGUUUGACUAAGAUUAUGGACGCCAAAAUAUUUCAAUCAACUUCUGGAACCGGCGUUGCUGUUCUUACAACAACCGGACGAAUCUUCCUUAAGCUCAACAACGCAAAAGACGUCCGUACACGUCAAUUACCAGAAAUUCCAAAAUCUAUUUCAGAGUGCACAUGCUGGGAAAUAGUGACGGAAGAACGUAAUACGUAUUGUCUGUUGGGUCGUGAUCAAGAAGUUAUUAAAUUAUUUCCUGGCGAGUCCGUGGGUACAAUUACGCGAAAUCUCUUUGACCGACCAUUCGAACGCAUCCUACUCAUGUCGGUGUCUUAUACCCAUCAAAAUCUGGCGCUCUAUACGAAUAACGGUCUCCUAUGGCUAGGCACUGUAGAUAUGAAUAAAAAAUACUGUGAAUUCGACACCGGCCGCAAAGAUAUUCCACGACAAAUUGAAUGGGUUAUGAAUGCUGAAAAAAAUCAAGCUGAUGCUGUGGUCAUUUCGUAUCCUUCAUUCCUAUUGGUUGUUAACUGCAAUGGCGAUAAAAAUUUGUUUACAUAUGAUCCAGCCAUUUUUCUUGUGGCCGAAAUGGAUGGUGUACGCAUUAUAACAAAUAGCGCACACGAAAUGAUUCAAAAGCUGCCGAAGUGUGUACAAAAUAUAUUUGCUGUGAAUAGUCAGGAACCUUCAAGCUUCUUAUUUGAGGCCCAAAAGAAAUAUCAGGAAAAAUCACAUCAAGCCGACGAAUAUUUGAGUUUGUUCCGUGACAAAAUGAGUAUUGCAGUUGACGAGUGCGUCGAGGCGGCCGGCUAUGAAUUCUGCACCGAAACUCAAAAGAGCUUACUGCGCACUGCUUACUUUGGCAAAGGUUUCAUUCCUUCACACAAUCCUGACGAAUACAUGCGAAUACUAAGAAUUCUGCGUGUGCUUAAUACCUUACGUCAUGAAAAAAUUGCCAUGCCAUUAACCUAUAACCAAUUUUGUCAUUUGAAGCCAGAAGUGGUGCUGGGGCGUUUGGUCUUUCGCAAGCAUUAUGCCAUCGCAAUUCAAGUGGCAAAACACUUGAAAUUACCAGAAUCAUGGAUUUUAGAACACUGGGCAUACCAUAAAGUUGUACACGAUAAAAACGACAAUGAGGUUGCACGUAAAAUAACAGAAAAGUUUAAAAAUCCAUCAGUACAAGGAAUCUCAUUCUGCAAUAUCGCUGAGAAGGCCCAUGACGUAGGGCGCGAUGAACUUGCUAUUAAAUUACUUGAACUGGAACCACGCGCUUCUUUACAAGUACCACUUUUACUAAAAUUGGGCAAGUACGAUCGGGCCAUCAGAAGUGCCACACAAUCAGGCGAUACUGAGUUAGUGGCUACAGUACUUUUGGACAUCAAAAAGAAAAUGAUGCUUGCUAAUUUUAAUAUUAUCAUACGCGAAUACCCGAUGGCUUUGAAUAUCUACAAAAAAAUGAUGAAUGAAUGGAGCCGCACUGCACUGUACGACAUCUACAAUCAGGAAGAUGACCAAAAAUCCAUUGCGGAAUACCAUUUUCGCAAUGCGAUCGAGAGCGACAGCUUGGAAUCGAAUUUACCAAUAAUAGCCAAUAGCUAUACGCAGGGCCGCAAGCAUGUCGAUGCCGAAUUGUGCGCUGACACUGCCAAAAUAUUAAAGUUGCAAAAGAAUGUGUUAACUCCAAAAUAUGGCAAAGUGCACCAAAUUACUUUCAAUGGCCUCUCUAUACACGAUACACUACUACUUUUGCUUCAAAUUGGUGAACUGAAGGAAGCGGAAAAAAUCAAAAAUGAUUUCAAAGUGCCAGAUAAGCGCUUCUGGUGGUUGCGCAUUAUAACCAUGUCCGAAAAGUACAAAUGGGACGAUUUAGAGAAGUUUGCCAAAAGUAAAAAGAGUCCCAUUGGUUAUGAACCGUUUGUGGAGGUGUGCCUGAAGCAGAAUAAUUUACUUGAGGCGCGCAAAUACAUUAUGAAAUGUCGCGACGAUCGAAAGGCACACUGGUAUUUACGUGCAGAAUUAUUGGAUGAAGCGACUGAUAGCGCGUUCGAGCAACGUGAUAUGAAUAUACUAUAUGCAAUCCAAAAUAAAGCUAGCACGAAUGGUAAUCGGGCGCUUUUAGAAAAAAUCGGCUCUCAUAUUGCGGCUUUGGCUUCAAAGAAAUAAAAUGUAGUGCCUAUCUAGGUACAAGUAUUAAACACACUAUUACCAUUAUAAAAAUGUAAAAGAAAAAUAUUUAAAACAUUCUUCAACGGUUAGAAUAUAUAAAGUAAAAGAAUAAGCGUUUGUAUUGACUUUUCAAAGGACCAUUUAUUUUUCCAUAUAUAUAAUAUAUAUAUAUAUAUUGUACGUAUGUAUAUAUACGUGAAUAUGCAUGUAUGCAAUUAUGUGUGUUUGUGUAUGUAUAAUAUAUGAAGGUAUUUAGGUAAUAGAUCACAUAAAGCAAAAAAGAAAUAUACUUAUCUAUAUUUAACUAACACUCCUUGCUUUUUAAUUCAAUAUUAUUAUUAUCCAUAGUUAAAUACAUACAUACUGUAUUACUGUAUAUUAUUACACAAUUGUAUGCUAAUUAAU